CCUAGUGCAUGUGUGUAUUAGUGUACGAGUGUGUGUUUACCCCCUCCGAGCGCUCAACUGUGGCCGGGCUCCUCCAACCAACCACAAUUCUGACAUUUAACUCCGGAAACACAAAUGUAAGCAGCGCUGCGUUACAUCCUAUAGUGAGACUAUACGCGAGGCGUUGAAUCAGCGGUCGGGCGGCGGUCGGAACUGGCUACGAUGUCGAGGCUGGUGAAGAAGAGGCAGGCGGAUCCCAAAGUGGUCCAGUACGUGUGGUCGGCCAUCGAAGUCGUCCGGAACCAGAAACAGAUCGCAAACAUGGACAGAAUCUCAAAGUAUUUAAGUCGUGUGUACGGGAUGCACCCGAAAGACACGGCCAGGCAGCUGGUCCUCGCGGUGAAAGAUGGGCUGGUGGUGGAGACCCUCACGGUUGGGUGCAAGGGAUCCAAAGCUGGGAUCGAGCAGGAGGGAUACUGGCUACCCGGAGAUGAGAUGGAGCAGAUGUCGGAAGAAGGCAAGCCUUUUGCGCUCUCUGAAGCUCCUUUUGCAGAUGAUUGGGAGGCGGAAAGUCAUGACUGGUACUGCUUUGAGUGUCACCUUCCAGGAGAUGUUAUGGAAUGUGACGGAUGUUUCCGCGUCUACCACCUCCGCUGUGUGCCGGAGGACCACCGGCCACGGGACACCACCUCCCACUGGCAGUGUGGCAUCUGCAGGGGCAGUAAAAGGAAGAAUCUGAAAAAACAGGAAAUGACAACGUAUCUGAAGUUCAUUCUCAGCCGCAUGAAGGAAAGGGCUGUGGACCUGCACAAAAGAGGCAAAGAGUCAAAGCAGCCCAUCUACAGGAGGCUGAUUCACACACCUCUGGAUGUGGAUAACAUACAAGAGAAAAUCUCAGAGGAGAACUACAAGAGCUUUGAGGAGUUCAGGGCUGACGCUCAGCUUAUAGUUCACAACACAGCCAUCCUGCACGGAGUGAACAGCGAUCAGGCCGAAAUCGCCAGACUUCUUUAUAAUGACACGUGCCAUGAGCUGAACGAGUUAAUAUUGUGCAGAAAUUGUUUUUAUCUCUCGAACGCCAGACCUGAAAACUGGUUCUGUUAUCCGUGUACUCCGAAUCACGAGUUGGUCUGGGCCAGGAUGAAAGGUUUCGGUUAUUGGCCGGCCAAAGUUUUACAGAGGGAGGGCACCCAGGUGGACGUCCGUUUCUUUGGUCACCAGCACCAAAGGGCUUGGAUUCCCGCUGACAACAUCCAGCAGAUCUCUGUGAGCGCGCAGCAGCUGCAGGUGAAGCGCAGCGCCGGCUGGAAGAAAGCAUGCGAUGAACUGGAGCAGCACCAGAGAUACGUGAGGGAGGGUCGCACCUGGAGGGGGAAGCUGGAGGAGAAGCAGGAUAGGUCGGACAGACGGGAAGACAGAGUGGAGGAGGCGGAGUCAAGCAUCUCCUCGACAUCCAAUGAGCAGUCAAAAGGCAACCAAGAACCCAAAUCUAAGAAAAGCCGCCGGUCCCAAGUCCCUGAGCCCAAAGAAGAGCAACCGGAGCCGGAGAUGGAGGCCGUCAGUUCCAGUCAAGAGAUCCCGACGGCCGUUCCCCAUCAGCCCGAGCGCAUGUCCGUCUCUACCCAGACCAAAAAGUCUGGCUCGUCGUCUUCCUCUUCUUCCUCACCGACCCCCCGCAUGUUGCACAAAGGCACGCAGACAGUCAACGAGGGCAACUGCCAAAACAUGUGCCACGACAAAUACACAAAGAUCUUCGGCGACGUGAAAGAAAUGAUGAAGGCGGAGAACAAACGGGAGACAGAACGUGUUCUGAAAGAAGCCUUGGACAAGUUACGAGCGGAGAUGGAGGAAGAGAAAAGGCAGGCGGUGAGCAAAGCCGUGUCCAGCACACAAGCCGAGAUGGAACGAAAGUGCAAACAGGUGAAAGAGAAGUGCAAAGAGGAGCUAAUGGAGGAGAUGAAGAAGAUGGUAGCACAGCACAAACAACUUCUUUCCCAGACCAAGAAGAAGCAGUGGUGUUACAAUUGUGAAGAGGAGGCCAUGUACCACUGUUGCUGGAACACGUCAUACUGCUCCAUCAAAUGCCAGCAGGAGCAUUGGCACGCCGACCACAAGCGUACCUGCCGCCGGAAGAGAUGAGCUGUGCCUGACCACCCCACUCUUUAGACUCCACCUCUGCGAGCCACGCUAUUGAAUAGAGCUCUUAAAUUCUUACCCCCUCGCCCUUGUAUUCUUCAUUCGUAGCCGGCAUUUGAACACUUUGAAACCAGGAGGUGAAUGCUAACCGGGCAGUGACACCAGGACUUUCCCGAAGACUGUUGUACGUUUGGAUUUUCCAAUAUCACUUUGAAUCUCUCUUUUGCUUUUAAUCCUUUUAUUUGCUGUAUGAUGGAAAACAGCCUCGCUUACAUACUGACUAGCUGAAACGUGAAGUGCUAGUCCUCUUUUUAAACGACUUCAUCUUAAGCUAUGUAGAUAUUUGACUUUUUAUAAUGAGCGAAUCAUGUCAGCCGCCUGCAUUGAGUGAAGUUGGUGCUUUUAAACUCGACGGUUGGUUUUGAUCAGUGCUUGUGACGUGUCUUUUUUGGGAACAGGGUUUUAAAGAUGGCAGGUCAUGUCUGUCGGAACGAUACAAUCUUCCAUGCAUGAAUAUGCACAUUUCAUUUUUAAUUAGACCUUUAAUUUUUAACGAGAAAAACGACUUGCUAAUUCUGGGUCCAUUUCUGUAGCUCACGCGCGCUCCGUUUUCGCCAAGUGGGAUCUUUAGUGAGUUUCGUGUGUGUAAGUCAUGCCAGUUUUUGUGUGGGCAUAGCCAAAUCCUUCCAGACGGAAUGAACAUUAGGUGGAUCACAGAUGUAAUGAUCUCGUUAAAUUGAAUCGGACUGUGCGGAGAUCAGUUCGAAUUAAACAAUCAGAAAUUAUGGCUAAAGGGUAAACCUUGGGGUUUUAUCAACGAGAAUGACCUUUCAUGGGCUUCUCCUGCACUUUGUAACCUGAGGGAGAAUUAAAAAGGAUAGUUAACGCGAAAAUACAAAUGUUGUCAGAUAGUUAAUUGUCAUAAACAAUAUGAGAUAUUGGAAAAAAAUAUUUAUCAAACAACAUUUUCAUGUUUGGAAAAACUGCUUUUUUCAAGAGUAAUUAUUGCAAUAACAAAUGUUUAAUAAAAAAAGUUUUUGAGAAGCAUAUGUCUGUUAGAUGUGGAGAAGCAGUCAGCUGAAGGAUGUAGGAUGUUUUUGCACAGACUUGUGCACCUUUUAUCCUUUCUCUCACAAGUUUUGGAUGCGUUUACAUCCAUAUUUCUGUCCACCUCCUGUCUUCGCCCCAUCCUAACCUCACCGUUGCACUACAUGUAAAUACCUGUUUGCCGCUAACCGUGACUGAUGACGUUUGCACGUUAGCACAUGUACAUUUCCUGAGCGCAUUUAUGAUGUAUUUGAUAAAAAAGUCUGUAAAGGAAAACUAUUUGUGAUAUAACGGUAAUAUGUUCCAUUCCAGUGUGCAUGAACCAGGUUGUGUAUACCUUUUUCCGAUCUCUGUUUUGCGUUCCUGCGUGUCAUCGGUGAUGCAGUAAGUCUCUUGAUCAUUUGACGCCACUUUGUAAUCGCGAGUUAACCCUUUUAUAAAAUGUAAUUUUUUAACUUAUAUUUAUGCGUACAGAACAAUGACUACUGAGAAUUCCCGACACCCUGCGAGAAGUUUGCUUAAAGAACACCUGUCUUUCAUGUGCAUACGAAUUACAACGUGGUGUAAACGUUUUUCCCCUUUCUGCAUUAUGUAACAGUACUAUGUAUAAAUAAACAUAUCAACCGGU
Messenger RNA from Triplophysa dalaica, 3790 nucleotides. RefSeq names its product zinc finger, MYND-type containing 11 (gene zmynd11). The record is from RefSeq and is a predicted model, not a curated record. Gene Ontology annotation, biological process: regulation of transcription elongation by RNA polymerase II. The transcript has 17 exons. Gene Ontology annotation, molecular function: protein binding; transcription corepressor activity; DNA binding. Bases 202 to 2118 code for a protein of 638 amino acids. NCBI's taxonomy places the organism in Eukaryota, Metazoa, Chordata, Actinopteri, Cypriniformes, Nemacheilidae.